GCUGAAGCCAGAGCUGGCAGGGCACCACCCACUCACUGACCGCUGACCGCUGACUGCUGACUGUGACAGACACUGACCACACAACUCAGCUUCUCGACAGAGGUGUUAAUCUUGAGGGUCGGACACUCCGUCCUGCCCACCGUGGUCCCGUCCUCUCAGGAUGAUUCCCAAGGAGCAGCACGAUCCAGCAAUGACUGUCAUGGGGGACCUCACUGGGCCAGAGCCUUCUCUGGACCUGGGGAAGAAGGUGAGCGUGCCCCAGGACCUGAUGAUAGAAGAGCUGUCGCUGUGCAACAAUCGGGGCUCUCUCCUCUUCCAGAAGAGGCAGCGGCGGGUGCAAAGGUUCACAUUUGAGCUUGCAGCCAGCCAGCAGGUGAGCCUCGCCGGCUUUGACUGCGCCCCCCACAUCCCGGCCGGAAGCACCAAGGGGAAGGCGACCGAAGCUUCGGAACCCGGACUGGUCGCCAACGGCCCAGAGGGGCAGAACUACAGCUCCGAGCUCCAAGUCUUUCCGGCCUCGCUUGGGGGUCCCGAGGGCGCCCGCCCCGCAGCUGCCGGAGAGCAGCGCGCACGAAGCCCCAGCGCCCUAGCGCCAGGCUACUCUGAGCCACUGAAGAGCGUCCCGCCCGAGAAGUUCAACCACACAGCCAUCCCCAAGGGCUACCGCUGCCCGUGGCAGGACUUCAUCAGCUAUCGAGACUACUCGGUCGAGGGCCAGAGACACACCCUCAGCCUUGGUGACUAUCGGAAUUUCAAUAAGACCCCGGUGCCAUUUGGAGGACCCCUCGCUGGGGAGGCCAUUUCCAGGGCAGCCACCCCCUUUGUCCCGGAGCCCUUCAAUGGCUUGGAACUCCUCCGCCUCAGACCCAGCUUCAACAGGGUGGCUCAGGGCUGGGUACGCAACCUACCAGAGUCUGAUGAGCUGUAGCCCCAGUCUGAAGCUUCAGUUCCCCAGAAUUGGGGCACAGGUGACAUCUGGAGCCAAGAUUUGUGGACAGCGCUUUACAGCUUAUGAACAUCUUCAUAUACAAACCAUUAUUGCAAAUGGCCUCGAAGAUCACAAAGUUUAGUAGUCUCCAAAUGCAGAUGUGCUUCAGAAUUACCUGGGACAUCAGUCCUAAAACAGAUUUCUGGUCCGUGUCUGUGGUCCCCACCCCCUCCUCUUGCACCAUCAGAACCUCCUGCGCUGGAAGCCUGUUAGUACCCAGCACUCCAGGUGAUUCCAGUGUCACCUGUCCAUGGUUUGUCUUGCACCUCACUCGAUGGGUGCAAAAUGGGGCACUUGCAAGGAAUCCUUGAGCAGGCCCCCUAGUUCAAGUGAUGAUGAGGAUCGUGGUGGUGGCGGUUGCAUUCUAUUUAGUGUCUCAGUUGGCAAUAUGUUCCCUAUAUAUUCUAUUCCGCAUUCUCCAUAUGGCUGCAUGAUACUUUUCUCCCUAUUUACACUGGUGGAUAUCCAGGCCCAGAAGGAAAUGCCUUGUCUAGGGCAGUCACAAUGACAAUCUGUCUAAUUCAGGGGAUGUGUAUUGUCCCUGGAUGUCUAUUGUCCUGGGUGUUCAAGCCAAUGCCCACUCACCUAUAGUCACUGAUCUUGGUGCCCUGCCUUGCAGUUGAGAGGUUAAGAGUGGAGGCUGGGGUGUCUGAUUAGACGGGAUGGGUUCUGACUCUACCCUGUGAGCCAUGUGACUUUAAGGAAGUCAUUUCAUACCUUGAGCCUGUUUCUCCAUCUGUCAGAUGAGAUAAACACAGAAGCUCCUUUAUGGGGCUCUUGUAAGUUCAGUGAGCACACAUUACUAAGGGCCCAGUGUUAGGCUUCUGGCAACUACUGUUAUUGACCGGAAUAGAUGCUCUUGCAGUGGAUACAGCCAGAGAAGUAAGCUGCCAGGAUUCACUUGGGUUCAGGGAAGCUGGUGCUGAAGGAAAGCAUCUCACUACUGUAGCGCCCCCUUUGGACAGGAAUUUCUCCUGCCCCCUUGCCUCCCUCUGCUUCCUUGACUCCAGGCUGGGUGGAACACUGGUUACAUUUUCCUUUUGCUCCAAAGUUUCAUCCCCUGUUUGGGUCUCAGGGCCAGUAGCCUGUCUCCAAAGAUUGCUUGUAAUUAAUGUGUUUUCUUGAAUUUGUGGGCUGUGGUUUAAAGUCAGGUUUUUCCAAAAGUGGAAAUAAGGACUGAGAUGUAUAAUGGAUGUUGGGAAAUGGAAAGAAAGUGUUCAAAUGGGAAGGGGAACAAGGGAGGAAAGAGGGAGAAAGGAAGGAAGGGACAAGAAAAAAUGAAAAUAGAAGGAAAAAAUGGAAAUAAAGCUUUCAUACAUAGGGAGAGGAAGGGGCUCGUGGGGGUAAUGGGAUAAAAUGAAAAAAUAAAAUUAAGUCAGGUAUCUGUGAGCUGAAGAACACGAAAGGUGUCUGGAAAGUAGAAGACAGACUUGGAAUGGCUUGAGUGGGCUCUGCAGUGCUCUGGAAGGUAACUGCAGCUGCCUUGCAUAGAAGAGAGCCUGGGGAAGGAAGGGAGAGUCCUGGAUCCCAAAGGGGUCCUCAUUCCUUUUUUCUUCUGAUUAUCUGACCUCUGUUGAUGUUAAAAAAUGAUAUUAAAAUGAAAAAAGAGAGAAAUAUGAAAGGAUCUCCCCAAUACAACCUUUCAUCCCCAUCCAUAGUUCCCCACCCUCCCGUAUUCUGCUUCAUUUCUGUGUACCGGAGGAAGCCACGAGAAUUAGUAAAUUCUGUGACUACACCUUGUGUCAAUGGAAUUGUACUAUAUGUUCUGUGCUUUAUUCAGCAAAUAAAAUUCCCAUCCUGAAAAGGCAGGUAAUUAACGUUUCAUGUGAUUUGGGGGCCUAACAAGACCUCCUUGAUAUUUUUGCCUGCUUUUGUUCUUUAUAUAAAUGGAAAGGACCAGGACUAACCAAAACAUUGAGAAACCUAAAGAUAGACACAACAGCAAUGAAUGAAGUGUUACAUGCAGUCACAGAGAUACAUCUCAGUAAUACAAUGGUAAACAAGGGAAGGCAAAUAGUUACAUGUUUACUGAUGCAAAGAAAUGUUUAAUAUAAAAGUCAGAAUAUUGAUUAACUUUGGAAGGAGGGAAGGGCUUGUGAGUAUGAAGGGACAGAAUAAAUGACUCUGGGGUAACUGCAAGUUUUCUGUUUCUAGACCUGGGUGAUUGUUACUUAGAAGUUCACUUUAAAAUAUUUAAGUUGUAUGUUAUGUCUUAUGCACUUUUCUGUAUUUUACCAAAAUAAUCCCUUCUUUUAAAGUUACUGAACAGAUUAAUAGAUUACAUAUGCCUGAAGAGUGCCCAUAAUGCAUCACAUUAGGUAAACAGAAAAUAUGAGAAGUUAAAAGACAUGGAAAGCAAAUAAAAACUCUCAAAACAGCA
Heterocephalus glaber (naked mole-rat) is the source of this 3368-nucleotide messenger RNA. It is a transcript of the gene Myoz3, whose product is annotated as myozenin 3. The record is from RefSeq and is a predicted model, not a curated record. Gene Ontology annotation, molecular function: telethonin binding; actin binding; FATZ binding. NCBI's taxonomy places the organism in Eukaryota, Metazoa, Chordata, Mammalia, Rodentia, Bathyergidae. Gene Ontology annotation, cellular component: Z disc; actin cytoskeleton.